Macaca mulatta (Rhesus monkey) is the source of this 2124-nucleotide messenger RNA. It is a transcript of the gene MEIOB, whose product is annotated as meiosis specific with OB-fold. The record is from RefSeq and is a predicted model, not a curated record. NCBI's taxonomy places the organism in Eukaryota, Metazoa, Chordata, Mammalia, Primates, Cercopithecidae. Gene Ontology annotation, molecular function: single-stranded DNA 3'-5' DNA exonuclease activity; single-stranded DNA binding. Gene Ontology annotation, biological process: resolution of meiotic recombination intermediates.
GACGGGGCGGGGCCUCGUGCUAACGGUCGCGCGCCCGUCGCACCUGCACGAGGCUGUGGCCCGAGCAUCCUGUGGAGAAGCCGCGAAGCGCCGGCGACCCGGGGGUCGGGCGGGCCUGGUCCGCGAAGCUGCGGCUGCCUCUGUGCAGGCCCGGGGAGCAGCCGGCCGGGCGAGCGUCGGAUUAAAAAAAUGGCAAACUCCUUUGCAACGAGGACCUUCACUACCCUUUCAGAUCUGCAGCCAAAUAUGGCUAAUCUGAAAGUAAUUGGUGUAGUUAUUGGGAAAACAGAUGUCAAAGGCUUUCCAGACAGAAAAAAUAUUGGAUCAGAAAGGUACACUUUCAGCUUCACCAUUCGGGAUUCACCAGCACAUUUUGUAAAUGCAGCUUCCUGGGGCAAUGAAGAUUACAUCAAGUCUCUUUCUGACAGCUUUAGGGUUGGUGACUGUGUGAUAAUUGAAAAUCCCCUGAUCCAAAGAAAGGAAAUAGAAAGAGAAGAAAAAUUCAGCCCUGCAACUCCUAGCAACUGUAAACUAUUGCUCAGUGAGAAUCACUCAACAGUAAAAGUUUGUUCCAGUUACGAAGUGGACACAAAGUUACUUUCUUUGAUACAUUUACCUGUUAAAGAGUCUCAUGAUUAUUAUUCAUUGGGUGACAUUGUUGCAAAUGGACACAGUCUUAAUGGGAGGAUUAUUAACGUGCUGGCAGCUGUGAAGUCGGUUGGAGAGCCAAAAUACUUUACAACUUCAGACCGGAGAAAAGGCCAGAGGUGUGAAGUUAGACUCUAUGAUGAAACAGAGUCUUCUUUUGCAAUGACAUGUUGGGAUAAUGAAUCCAUUCUACUUGCACAGAGCUGGAUGCCACGAGAAACAGUAAUAUUUGUCUCAGAUGUAAGAAUAAGUUUUGACAAAUUUCGGAACUGCAUGACAGCAACUGUAAUCUCAAAAACCAUUAUUACAACUAAUCCAGAGACGCCAGAAGCUAACAUUCUACUGAAUUUUAUACGAGAAAAUAAAGAAACAAAUGUUCUGGAUGACGAAAUUGAAAGUUAUUUCAAAGAAUCCAUAAAUUUAAGUACAAUAGUUGAUGUCUAUACAGUUGAACAAUUAAAGGGAAAAGCUUUGAGGAAUGAAGGAAAAGCUGAUCCUUCCUAUGGCAUACUUUAUGCCUACAUUUCCACACUCAACAUUGAUGAUGAAACUACAAAAGUAGUUCGAAACAGAUGUUCCACCUGUGGUUAUAUAGUAAAUGAAGCAUCUAACAUGUGCACAAUUUGCAACAAAAACUCCUUGGACUUUAAAUCUGUCUUUCUCAGUUUCGAUAUGCUGAUUGAUCUGACUGAUCACACAGGCACCCUUCAUUCCUGUAGUCUCACAGGAAGUGUUGCUGAGGAGACUUUGGGCUGCACGGUAAAUGAGUUUCUUGCAAUGACAGAUGAACAGAAAACAGCAUUAAAGUGGCAAUUUCUCUUGGAAAGAAGCAAAAUUUAUUUAAAAUUUGUUGUAUCACACAGAGCAAGGAGUGGAUUGAAAAUUAGUGUGCUCUCGUGCAAGCUUGCGGAUCCCACUGAGCAGCCACAAAGAAAACUGCUCAACUUCACACCAUUGAGAGUCACUUGCUUCAGGGCACAGACUGCAGCCUGUGAAGACCCACCGCUAAGGUCAUUGUUGACCAACAUCCUGGGAGGUUUGACCUGGUACUUUAGAAGGCUACACGUCCUCCACGACAGGAUUGGAAAAAAGGAAAAAGUGCGGCCACAGAGGAGGGAUGCAGGUUCACCCCUACGUGUCCAAAUUGUGGUGAUAAGGUAACGAACGACUUGACCUAGUUGUGCAGAACAGGCCUUACAUCCUUCCAUCCUCCCUUGGGAGAAAUGGCGGCGGGGGGGGGGGGGGUUGUGAAGCAAGGUGAAUGAGGAGGGUGGAUAGGGAAGGAAGGAGAGGAGAGAAGUGAGGGUGCCAUGGCUGGUGCUGGCUUGGCUCCCACUGUUGGUUCAGCAAGAGUGGGUAUGGUGCCCCCUCCACUGAGCCCCGUGUCCAGGAGCUCAGGAGAUGCCACCUUACUUGGUUAAUUUUAAAACAUUUUGUAGAGACAGGGAUCUUGCCAUUUUGCCCAGGCUGGUCUUG